AUGGCGAUAAAGUUUGAAAAUGCGAAGAGCGAGGACGAAGAAGAGGAAGAUCAAGCAGCGAGACGAGCAUCACAACAGAAGAAACGAAAUUCGAUUGCUUUCAAACGAACUAGUGUCCAGUUCCCUUCCCAUCAUUCUGAAUCUGAAGACACGGAAAGCGACGAUCCAAUUGGAUCGAAGAACAAAUGGCUCAUUAAAGGCCUUCAGGCUUCGUUAGUGGUACUUAUGUUGUGCGCUGUGAUUGGUACUUGCUACUAUGCUAUUAGUAAUAGUAGGUUUUUUAGUAGGGUAGGGUAGGGUAGAGUAGGGUAGAGUAGGGUAGGGUAGGAAAAGAAGGACAGAGUAUUUUGCUUUUUUCAAAAUAUUUUUUAGGUAACGACACAGGCAGGUCACGACACCGCUUUAAUAGUUCGAAUCCAUACACUCCCGACUUUACACAGUUCUCUGAAGACGGCACAGUAGUGAUGUCAUAUCAUGGUGAAAUUGAAAAUGUAGGUAGAAAGGGUAGGGCAGGGAAAUUUUGGGUAGGGUAGAAUAAAUAUUGGUAGGGUAGGGGUGGCAGAUUAGGCUAGGGUAAGGUAGGGUAGAAAACCGUAGGUUAGGGUGUUUGAGAUUUGGUGGGGUAGGGCAAGGAACGGUACACGAAUUCUCUGUUUUUUAUGUUUUAGACAAUAGAUACCUAUCCCUCAUUCUGGUACCAAAGCAAACAAAAUAGGACCCUUCAGAUGAAACUCAACAAAGAUACGAUAGCAUAUGUAAACGAUACUACUUUAUAUUUGGCUACAAUCGAUGAAUAUGAAAAAGUUGUAGUAAGUUUUGAUCUGAUAAUGAUAAAAAAUUUAAUUUUAAAAAUUUAAUUUUUUUAAAUUUUUUUUGCAAAGGGACAUGUUAUACGAAGAAAGGUGGUUUUGAAGGUGUACCGUGCAGUUUCUAGACGUCAUAACUUUUUAUUGUCACAAUUUUUCGAAAUUUGUUUUGAUACGUUUCAUUAAGAAUAAAAAGUUGUACAAGUUCUCAAAGUGUCAUAUUCUUACCUUAUCUUAGGACUGAGGUAUAAGUAAUUUAAAAUUUCAAUAAAAUUUUUAAAAUUUGUUUUAAAUUUUUUGAUUAUAAGAUUAUAAGCUAUAAUAAUAUAAGUUUUAGGCCUGUAAAAGCUUCAAUAUAAGUUACCACGGGUUUUUGAAGCAAUUAAGUUUGGUCGAUUUAUACGACCGCCAUUCGGAGGUGGAGCGGUACCAAGGAGGACAAGAAGUAUAUGUGUUCGAAGGAGCUGGUACCAAUUGCACUUUUUUGAACAAAAACCCGUUUUUGGUUCAGGUAAGAUGAAUUUGGCUUAACAUCUACUAUACUUCACCCUACCCAACCUUACUUUAUUCUACCCUACCUUACUCUAUCUUACCGUACUCUUUUCUACCCUACCCUACAUUGUCCUAGUUUACCCUACCCUACCAUCUCUUACCUUUUCAUACCCUACCUUACCUUAAUUUACCGUACUCUAUCUUACCUUACUCUACCCUUUUCUACCCUGCCCUACCCUACGCUACCCUACCGUACUCUAUCUUAUCUUACCCUACCCUUUUCUACCCUGACCUGCAAUAUAAAAAAAGUGUAUUUAUAGGCGUUUGGCAGUGCAGAAGAUGGUCGAUUAACCGAAAUCCAUUCUCAUUAUACACCAGAAAGGAAUGACAAUUUAGCGGCAAUAACUUAUUCGUAUCAUAACAUGAAAAUGGGCACGCCUGAAGCCAAUCCGUUCAUGGAUAUACCCUCGAUUUGCUUGGAAAAUCAAUAA
This is a messenger RNA of Bursaphelenchus okinawaensis, 1789 nucleotides long. The record is from the annotation of a GenBank genome assembly. Lineage: Eukaryota; Metazoa; Nematoda; Chromadorea; Rhabditida; Aphelenchoididae.